CAGUCUGGACCCUGGACCUUCAUCACCUGCCUCCCUGUUCUUGGGUCCGUUUCUCUCCUCUGCCUAGGAAUGGCAGGCCGAGUCAUGGAUGGUCGUCCCGUGCUACUCGUCAUGUGCACGGGCUCGGUGACCCCUGUCGUACCUCUCCCUGCUUGCAGGGCCUCGGUUUGGGUAGGCGGCCCUCUGCCCACCUCUGGGCUUCUGGCGGUUAAGUCAUCCCCCUGGAGGUGGAGCAUGGGAUGUCCCAGCACGGGCUGGGUGCACAGAGAGCUCAUGAGAUGGUACCUGUGUACUUGGGUGCCGUACCCACACGCACGCACCCUCUCCUGCCCGUUCUCCUUCGCAGGGCUGAGGCUCCCGGCCCCGUGAUACACGCCUCUGCAGGACCCGAGCGCCUCGGACUGAGGCCCCGGCCCGCCAUGCCACUGCCACGUCUGAGCCUGCUGGCGCUCCCGCUGCUGCUGCUGCUAGGGGGUGUGCGGGGGGCCGCAGGGGCACCCAGGGUGGGCGGGGGCCUGCAGCCUGCCUUCCGCACCUUCUCAGCCAGCGACUGGGGCCUGACCCACCUGGUGGUCCACGAGCAGACCGGUGACGUGUACGUGGGCGCGGUGAACCGCAUCUACAAGCUGUCGGGGAACCUGACGCUGCUGCGGGCCCACGUGACGGGGCCCGUGGAGGACAACGAGAAGUGCUACCCGCCCCCCAGCGUGCAGUCUUGCCCGCACGGCCUGGGCAGCACCGACAACGUCAACAAGCUGCUGCUCCUGGACUACGCCGCCAACCGCCUGCUGGCCUGCGGCAGUGCCUCCCAGGGCAUCUGCCAGUUCCUGCGGCUGGACGACCUCUUCAAGCUGGGCGAGCCGCACCACCGCAAGGAGCACUACCUGUCCAGCGUGCGUGAGGCGGGCAGCAUGGCCGGCGUGCUGAUCGCCGGGCCGCCGGGCCAGGGCCGGGCCAAGCUGUUCGUGGGCACGCCCAUCGACGGCAAGUCCGAGUACUUCCCCACGCUGUCCAGCCGCCGGCUCAUGGCCAACGAGGAGGACGCCGACAUGUUCGGCUUCGUGUACCAGGACGAGUUCGUGUCGUCGCAGCUCAAGAUCCCCUCGGACACGCUGUCCAAGUUCCCGGCCUUCGACAUCUACUACGUGUACAGCUUCCGCAGCGAGCAGUUUGUCUACUACCUCACCCUGCAGCUGGACACGCAGCUGACCUCGCCUGACGCCGCCGGAGAGCACUUCUUCACUUCCAAGAUCGUGCGGCUGUGCGUGGAUGACCCCAAGUUCUACUCCUACGUCGAGUUCCCCAUCGGCUGCGAGCAGGCGGGCGUGGAGUACCGCCUGGUGCAGGACGCCUACCUGAGCCGGCCCGGCCGCGCCCUGGCCCGCCAGCUGGGCCUGGCCAAGGACGAGGACGUGCUGUUCACCGUGUUCGCGCAGGGCCAGAAGAACCGCGUGAAGCCCCCCAAGGAGUCCGUGCUGUGCCUGUUCACGCUCAGGGCCAUCAAGGAGAAGAUCAAGGAGCGCAUCCAGUCCUGCUACCGCGGCGAGGGCAAGCUCUCGCUACCCUGGCUGCUCAACAAGGAGCUGGGCUGCAUCAACUCGCCACUGCAGAUCGACGACGAUUUCUGUGGGCAAGACUUCAACCAGCCUCUGGGGGGCACAGUCACGAUUGAGGGCACUCCCCUGUUCGUGGACAAGGACGACGGCCUGACUGCCGUGGCUGCCUACGACUACCGGGGCCGCACCGUGGUGUUCGCUGGCACGCGCAGCGGCCGCAUUCGCAAGAUCCUGGUGGACCUGGCGAACCCUGGUGGCCGGCCAGCCCUGGCGUAUGAGAGUGUGGUGGCCCAAGAAAGCAGCCCCAUCCUGCGUGACCUGGUCCUCAGCCCUGACCGCCAGUAUCUCUAUGCUAUGACAGAAAAGCAGGUGACUCGGGUGCCUGUGGAGAGCUGUGUGCAGUAUACGUCAUGCGAGCUGUGCCUGGGCUCACGGGACCCCCAUUGCGGCUGGUGUGUCCUGCAUAGCAUCUGCUCCCGGCAGGACGCCUGUGAGCGGGCUGACGAGCCCCAGCACUUCACCUCGGACCUGCUGCAGUGCGUGCAGCUGACAGUGCAGCCUCGCAACGUGUCGGUCACCAUGUCUCAGGUUCCGCUUGUGCUGCAGGCCUGGAACGUGCCUGACCUCUCUGCUGGCGUCAACUGCUCCUUCGAGGAUUUCACCGAGUCCGAGAGCAUCCUGGAGGAUGGUCGGAUCCACUGCCACUCGCCCUCCGCGAGGGAGGUGGCACCCAUCACGCAAGGCCAGGGAGACCAGCGGGUGGUCAAGCUUUACCUGAAGUCCAAGGAGACGGGCAAGAAGUUUGCGUCCGUGGACUUCGUCUUCUACAACUGCAGCGUCCACCAGUCCUGCCUAUCCUGUGUCAAUGGCUCCUUCCCCUGCCACUGGUGCAAAUACCGCCACGUGUGCACACACAACGCCGCCGACUGUGCCUUUAUAGAGGGCCGUGUCAAUGUGUCUGAGGACUGUCCGCAGAUCCUGCCCUCCACCCAGAUCUACGUGCCGGUGGGCGUGGUGAAGCCCAUCACGCUGGCCGCUCGCAACCUGCCGCAGCCACAGUCGGGCCAGCGUGGGUACGAGUGCCUCUUCCAUAUCCCGGGGAGCCCGGCGCGCGUCACUGCCCUGCGCUUCAACAGCUCCAGCCUACAGUGCCAGAACUCCUCGUACUCCUAUGAGGGCAGUGAUGUCAGUGACCUGCCCGUGAACCUGUCGGUGGUGUGGAACGGCAACUUUGUCAUCGACAACCCUCAGAACAUCCAGGCCCACCUGUACAAGUGCCCUGCCCUGCGGGAGAGCUGUGGCCUGUGCCUCAAGGCCGACCCGCGCUUCGAGUGCGGCUGGUGUGUGGCCGAGCGCCGCUGCUCCCUGCGCCCCCACUGCCCCGCCGACUCCCCGGCCGCCUGGAUGCAUGCCCGCCACGGCAGCAGCCGCUGCACCGACCCCAAGAUCCUUAAGCUGUUCCCCGAGACAGGCCCGCGGCAGGGAGGCACGCGGCUCACCAUCACGGGCGAGAACCUGGGCCUGCGCUUUGAGGACGUGCGGCUGGGCGUGCGUGUGGGCAAGGUGCUGUGCAGCCCCGUGGAGAGCGAGUACAUCAGUGCCGAGCAGAUCGUCUGUGAGAUUGGGGACGCCAGCACAGUGCGAGCUCACGAUGCCCUGGUGGAGGUGUGCGUGCGAGACUGUUCCCCCCACUACCGGGCCUUGUCACCCAAGCGCUUCACCUUCGUGACUCCAACCUUCUACCGGGUGAGCCCUGCGCGAGGGCCUCUUUCGGGGGGCACCUGGAUUGGCAUCGAGGGCAGCCACCUGAAUGCGGGCAGUGAUGUGGCUGUGUCUGUUGGUGGCCGGCCCUGCUCCUUCUCCUGGAGGACUUCCAGAGAGAUCCGGUGUCUGACUCCCCCUGGGCAGAGCCCUGGCAGCGCCCCCAUCGUCAUCAAUAUCAACCGUGCUCAGCUUACCAACCCAGAGGUGAAGUACAACUACACAGAGGACCCUACCAUCCUGAAGAUUGACCCCGAGUGGAGCAUCAACAGCGGAGGGACCCUCCUAACGGUCACGGGCACCAACCUGGCCACUGUCCGUGAACCCCGCAUCAGGGCCAAGUAUGGAGGCGUUGAGAGGGAGAACAGCUGCCUGGUGUACAACGACACCACCAUGGUGUGCCGGGCCCCGUCGGUGGACAACCCUACGCGCAGCCCGCCGGAGCUGGGGGAGCGGCCGGACGAGCUGGGCUUUGUCAUGGACGACGUGCGUGCCCUGCUGGUCCUCAACACCUCCUCUUUCCUCUAUUACCCGGACCCUGUGCUGGAGCCGCUGAGUCCCACUGGCCUCCUGGAGCUGAAACCCAGCUCCCCGCUCAUCCUCAAGGUGAUGGAAGGAGGGGCGGUCCUCUGCCUUCAGGGCUGGGUCCCAGCUGGGUGGGCCUCUGAUAUCCAGCCCAUCACCGUCGGACACAGUGCUGUGCGGCACAUCGUGCCUCGGGCCGUGAGACCUCUUUAUCGUCUUGCACCGUCUCCAUGGGGCUCUGGAACCAAGGUUCUGCUUGCCUCUCUCGUUGUGGGAAGCGUGCACAGAGCUGCACCGGAAGCGGGGGGCGGAGGUGGAGCGGAAGCCCCUGGGUGUCCUGGACACAGCCUGAUGCCCACCUGCCUGCUGCAGGAGUGCGCGGGGGAGCCCCUCUUCAUGCUCUACUGCGCCAUCAAACAGCAGAUGGAGAAGGGCCCCAUCGACGCCAUCACGGGCGAGGCCCGUUACUCCCUGAGUGAGGACAAGCUCAUCCGGCAGCAGAUCGACUAUAAGACACUGACCCUGAACUGUGUGAACCCCGAGAACGAGAACGCACCCGAGGUGCCAGUGAAGGGACUGAACUGUGACACGGUGACACAGGUUAAGGAGAAGCUGCUGGAUGCCGUGUACAAGGGCGUGCCCUACUCCCAGCGGCCGAAGGCUGGGGACAUGGACCUGGAGUGGCGCCAGGGACGCAUGGCGCGCAUCAUUCUGCAGGAUGAGGACGUUACCACCAAGAUCGACAAUGACUGGAAAAGGCUGAACACACUGGCUCACUAUCAGGUGACGGACGGGUCCUCAGUGGCCCUGGUGCCCAAGCAGACGUCCGCCUACAACAUCUCCAACUCGUCCACCUUCACCAAGUCUCUCAGCAGAUACGAGAGCAUGCUGCGUACCGCCAGCAGCCCCGACAGCCUGCGCUCGCGCACCCCCAUGAUCACGCCCGACCUGGAGAGUGGCACCAAGCUGUGGCACCUGGUGAAGAAUCACGACCACCUGGACCAGCGGGAGGGCGACCGAGGCAGCAAGAUGGUCUCAGAGAUCUACCUGACACGGCUGCUGGCCACCAAAGGCACGCUGCAGAAGUUUGUGGACGAUCUGUUCGAGACCAUCUUCAGCACGGCGCACCGGGGCUCCGCCCUGCCUCUGGCCAUCAAGUACAUGUUCGACUUCCUGGACGAGCAAGCCGACCAGCACCAGAUACACGACUCAGACGUGCGCCACACCUGGAAGAGCAACUGCCUGCCCCUGCGCUUCUGGGUGAACGUGAUCAAGAACCCGCAGUUCGUGUUCGACAUCCACAAGAGCAGCAUCACGGACGCCUGCCUGUCAGUGGUGGCCCAGACAUUCAUGGACUCCUGCUCCACGUCGGAGCACAAGCUGGGCAAGGACUCGCCCUCCAACAAACUGCUCUACGCCAAGGACAUCCCCAACUACAAGAGCUGGGUGGAGAGGUACUAUGCUGACAUCGCCAAGAUGCCCGCCAUCAGCGACCAGGACAUGAGCGCCUACCUGGCCGAGCAGUCCCGGCUGCACCUGAGCCAGUUCAACAGCAUGAGCGCCCUGCACGAGAUCUACUCCUACAUCACCAAGUACAAGGAUGAGAUCCUGACGGCGCUGGAGAAGGAUGAGCAAGCGCGGCGGCAGCGGCUCCGAGGCAAGCUGGAGCAGGUGGUGGACACGAUGGCGCUGAGCAGCUGAGACACCCGCCGCCACCGCCCAGCGGGAGUUGAGCGAGAGGGCCCGCGGGGGCGGCCUCCGUCCGGCAGCCCGAGCUGGGAGGCCCCGGAGGCAGCCUCGCCCCAACUGUGCCUAGUGCCAGGGCGCUCGGGGCCGGGCGUGCGGUCCAGCGUCCUCCCGGCCCUCCCCCUCGUCUUCCUGCCUAGCGGGGGGGGGUCCCAGUUCUUCUCGGUGUGGGUGACAGUGCCUGCAGCACCUCCCAUGCCCGGAGCUGCUCACCACAGGGCGGGGCGGGGGGGGAGCCCGGGUGUGACCAGCGGCUUCUCGGGAGGAGAGGGUGACCGCCGAGGACCUGGGGGGUAAGGCUGGAGCCCUCCGGGAAAGGGCAGUCUGAUCCGUCUGCUUGAGGCUGUGCUGCCGAGGUCAGAAGGCCAGGACGAGGGGCUGGGGGGCGCCAGUCGUUCCCGGCGUCCUGGGCAGAGUAAGGUCCGGGCCCCGCAGCCCUGCGGGAGGCCGAAUGCCCAGGGCCCAGCCAAGGAGAGCUGAAGUCGGUCCACCUGCCACUGCCCGCCUGCCGCGUCUGGCACCCCCACGCUCGCUGCUGCCCCUCCGCCACCAUCCUCCGAUUCACCGCGUGCUCGCCGCGGCCGAGGCCGGAGCGCCACGUCAACCUCGCCCAGACAGGCCCCAGCUCCCUCCUAUGGAGGGGCUGCAGAACGGUUUGCUCAACGCCCCCACGGGACUUCCAGAAGGACUCGGUGACUCCUUUCUUGUCCUCAGGGCUGUGCCUCUGGGAGCCACUGGGGCUCCAGGAUGAGCGCACAUCCCCGUUAUUUAUUCCCCACAGCGCCGCUCCUGGCACCAGCCCCUGGGUGGGCUGUGCUCUCCAGCCACGCGGGGCUUGGGAGCAGCCCCCGGCCACCCUCCUCCCUCGUCCUCCCUCUGUGUCCCCUGCUCUCCACGUCCACCUGCAGCGGCUUCCGGUCCGGCAUCUCUGCAUCGUGCCCGCUCCUCACGAGUGGUGGGACAUCUGGAGGACUUGGUUUUUUUAGGAGAACACUCUGGGUGGGCAGCCGAGGCUGUGGCAGGACCCCUGGGAGUAGGACGCAGUGACCAGAGGGCCUGGAGGUCGGCUCUGCCCAUCCUGCCCUCAGUGAGCAAGAAAGAACACAUUUUUAAUUAAAAGAACUCUGUACAUAUAUAUAUAUAUAUGUGGCUCUAGCCUCAGUCUCCAGCCCCAGUGGGGUCCUGUAUAGUUAACUGGAGAAGGAGAAAUUUUACAGUGUAGAAUAAGGAAAUUAAGGCGGUGGGAAAGCAAUACCAAAUGGUCGUGGAGGAAGUGGCCAUGGCUUCCCCGAGUGGAGCGCCCCCAAGGCCUCUGCCCCUCGACCUGCGGGUCAUCCUGUUUCGUUUUGAUGUACAAAGGAGAGAACUUCUCGCUGGCCCCUCGAGAGCGUCCAGGGCGCGGGGCCGUGGAUUCCUGCAUGACCGUGCUAGCGUUUAGUCUGACUUGAUCUUUUUAAAACUGCAAGUGUUGAAUACUAGAGGUUGUUAGACCCCUUUUUUUAUGUUUUUUAAUUAAUCAGUCACUUGUGAGAACAAACAAACGGCCCGGUCCCUUUUCAAGUUCACUUUUUCGACGGUACUCAAGAUUCCCACGACUUUAAGGGACAGCUAACUGUGGCCCAUGGGCUGCCCGUCUUGGGGUCCCCCUUCUUAAGCAGCGUGAGCCACACCCUGGAGAUCAGGUCAGGGGCCGCUUCCUCCUGGGGGGGGGUCACUCUAUGAAGUCCGAGCGCUCCUGGCACAGGAAGCUCCUGGAACGGGCCAGACGGGGGUUCCACAGGCACCUGGCAGGGCUCGGGCCUCCCGCUGCUGUGGGUGCCCCGCUGGAGCUCAGGCCGGCCCCCAUUCCCAGCACAGCCCUUGUGGACUCUUCCCUGGGAGCCAAGCUGAGCCUGGUCUGGCUGAGAUCUGACUGCCUUGGCCUGGAUUCUCGUUCCUGGGUGCACCCCUGCCUCCCCUCUGAUGUUGCCUCCCCCCGUGCUUGGGGGAAGUCUCCGUUCCCCCCGAAAGUCUUCCCAGGGUGCCAGCUUCUAUGUGAAGCCCCUGUUCUUCCAGUUCCCUGAGGGUCAGGUUGGGGCUCCUUGGCCCCUGUGCCCCUCCUCUUCAGAAUCCAGUUCUGGCUCCUUUCUCUGCCCUCCCUGGUCCCCACAGAGCUCAGCCCCCUGUGCCUGCCUCGGCAAGGCGACAGGUUCCAGGGCGUGGCCCUCCCGGUGCCCUCGUCACCUGUACGGUGGGCGGGCAGGGCAGUGGUGGCAGAGGGAGACCAAGCACUUUAGCAGUACCUGUUUACAUGCGAGCCCGUGGAGCUGGUCCUCAGCCUGCCUCACCCCUGCAAGUCCUGUAGCUUCCUUCCAGCUGGGUCAUGCAUUUAGGCCCCGCCGCCUCCUUGUCACUACUUCCCACGGCCGUCCCAACUCUGUAGCACCCCACUGGCACCUCUGUGCACCCUCCUGUCAGGGGCUCCCACCCCAAGCUCCGGCACUGGCACGGGGGCCUGGCAGGAGCCCGCAAUUGUAGCCCUGCUCUGCGCGGUGAGGGUGGGCGCCAUUGUCCCAAAGGCCCCUCUGCCGCCCCAGGGCUUGGGGGAAUCCAGGCUUCGGUGUGGGAUACAAGGGCUCCCGGCCUGUCCCAGACACUGCUGCUAUUGCCUGCCCUGCUACAGGCCACUCCUCCCCACCCCCUGCCCGGCCUUCCCCAGGCCUUCCCCAGCCUUCCCUGCCCUUCCCCGAUCCGCACGGACUCAGGAGUGCCCCCAGACAGCUCACACCUCGGUCUGGGAGCCUGGUCUCUCCAUAUACCUCGAGCUUCCCUGUACUCCCUGACCCAGGGCCCAAGGAGCCGGGGCUGGGGGCUGAGGAAGAGGGACCUGGGGUGCCCCAGAUGGAGGGCCCCAAACAUCCCUCCCACCCUCCCUGGUUUGGCCUUGCUGAGUGUACCCCCACCCCGGUUCCCCAGUUCUAGAUCUGAUGGCUCACGUCGUUGGUGCUACACAAGCUAGAAUAGAUGUAUUUAGAGAGAGAGAAAGAUAUUUUUAAGACGAAGCCCACAAUUAGCUGUCCUUUAACACCACAGAGCCCCCACCCAAAAGAAGAGUGAUCACUCGGCUGGCCUGAGCCGCCCGCCCAGCCGCCUCUGUCCGGCAGGAGCAGUGUGGCUGCCGGGGCGCUCGGCCCGCGGAUCGUGUAAAUAUACGGCUAUUUCCUAUUUUACUGUUCCUCAGAUUUAGUACUUGUAAAUACACACACACAUUAAGGAGAGAUUAAACAUUUUUGCUAAA
Ailuropoda melanoleuca (giant panda) is the source of this 8865-nucleotide messenger RNA. It is a transcript of the gene PLXNA1, whose product is annotated as plexin A1. The coding region runs from base 240 to 5543 and encodes 1767 amino acids. Gene Ontology annotation, molecular function: semaphorin receptor activity; protein binding. Lineage: Eukaryota; Metazoa; Chordata; Mammalia; Carnivora; Ursidae. Gene Ontology annotation, biological process: regulation of cell migration; semaphorin-plexin signaling pathway. Gene Ontology annotation, cellular component: semaphorin receptor complex; plasma membrane. The record is from RefSeq and is a predicted model, not a curated record. The transcript is spliced from 27 exons.